This is a messenger RNA of Caenorhabditis angaria, 2926 nucleotides long. NCBI's taxonomy places the organism in Eukaryota, Metazoa, Nematoda, Chromadorea, Rhabditida, Rhabditidae. The record is from the annotation of a GenBank genome assembly.
AUGAUUCUACUAUUUUUUGUGAUUCUGAUCGUUGAUUCAGAAUUAUUGAAUUCAGAAGGUGUCAUCAAAGAAGAUUUAGAUCUAGAGGUGGGUUUUGGGAAGUUUUCUUGAAUCGGCUGAACAUGUUUUGAGAUUCGUAAAUUUCAGAAAUUAUUCUUAUGAAGUACUUUAAUCAAUACUUAUUUUGUAAAAAAACAAGUUCUGAAAAAUUCUAAAAUUAACAUUUUUAUACCAUAAUUAAAAGUUGUGACGUAACAAAAAUUAAUUGGGCUAUUAAUGAAGUUAUUUUCAACAUUAGUUAGCCUUGAGUACUGUAAAUUUUUCAGGUCACUAAUUGAUUUUUCUUUGUCAGAUCAAAAAACAUAUCUAGAAACUUCAAAAUUUCAGCCGGUUCCAGAAAAAAUCUCCCACUCUUUCAUAUGAAAAUGUUCGCAAAAUUUUCAGAGUUAUUACUGGAAAUUAUACCUUCAGAAUAACAAUAUCCUGACAGAACUCAGAGAGCGAUAUAAAGAGGUUUUGUGAAAUGAAAAGCAUGUUUUCUCCCACUCACCCACUUCUCUAACGCUUUCUGAAAUACCUGCUAAAAAUCAAUAUUUCUGAAAAUCCAUUUUUUUUUCAGCAAAACAAAAUAUUCCCGUUGACACGUCCAACAAAAACUCCAACAACGUCGGCUACAAAAAAGUUUGCAAUUGAAGAUGAUAAUGGAAACUGUACAACGGAUAAAGUGAUUAUUGAGAGAUUAUUGUCAAACUAUAAAGAUCAUAGAACACCUUCUGAAUCUGGAGUUAUUGUAUGGAUUGAGGUGAGAAAUUUGGCGAGACCACCCACAAAGCUAGAAAAACUUUCUUGAAGGUGUGGGUGCAAGAAGUCAAUUCAGUCAACGAGAUCACCAGUGACUUCGACAUGGACAUCUAUGUCACUGAACUUUGGGUCGACACCGCUCUCCGUUAUGAAAAUCAAGACCCCUGCAAAUACAAUUUGAGUCUUAAUUCUGAAAUUCUCGAUCAAAUCUGGAAACCAAACACAGUUUUUAUCAAUUCAAAAUCUGCAAAUAUUCACAAAAGCCCUUUCAAAAAUGUUUUUCUAAUGAUUUAUCCAAACGGAACAGUUUGGGUUAAUUAUCGAGUUCAAGUUAAAGGACCAUGCUCGAUGGAUUUUAGGUACAUGUGUUAGAAUUUUGAAUCGUCAAAAACAUCAUUUUUUUUUCCAGUGCCUUCCCUAUGGAUCGUCAAUCAUGCCACCUGACUUUAGAAUCCUUCAGCUAUAACAAUCAAGAAGUCAACAUGCAGUGGAUAAACUGGACGCAGCCUUUAUCUUUGAUGAAAGAGGAAAUUGUGCUACCUGAUUUUGUUCUAACCAAUUAUUCGACUUCGUUAAAACAGGAGGUUACUGUAGUUUUCGAAUCACAAUUAAUUGAUAAUAGAUUUUUGUAGACUUACCCAGCUGGUAUUUGGAAUGAGUUGACGAUGACUUUUGUGUUCAGCAGAAGAUAUGGGUGGUAUAUUUUUCAAGCUUAUAUUCCGACUUAUUUGACUAUUUUUAUCAGGUUUGUUAUUUUUUUUUGGAAUUUUUUUUUGUGAAAAUUCACUCAUUCAAAGUUUGAUUCUGGAAAAUUGUUCCUUUGACCGGAAAAAAAUGAAUCAAAAUUCAGAUUCCCCAUAAAUUUUCAAGUUUCUGAAAAAAGAUUCCAUUCCAGCUGGAUCAGUUUUUGCCUGGGUCCCAAAAUGAUUCCCGCUCGAACAAUGUUAGGUGUCAACUCUUUGCUAGCGCUCACUUUUCAAUUUGGAAAUAUCAUGAGAAAUCUACCGCGUGUCAGUUAUGUUAAAGCCCUUGGUAAGAACCCACGUUUUUUUUCCAGAAAGAAAACAUUCUCUAAAAAUUUCAGAUGUUUGGAUGCUUGUCUGUUUGACAUUUGUCUUCUCAUCCCUUCUAGAACUAGCAAUUAUUGGAUCAAUGGGUGCUCGAUCGGAAAAUCAGCAAAAUCAAAAAUCGGACGAAUCGCCUGGUGAAGAAAAAGUGAUUGGUGAGGUGAAUUGUGGUGCGCAAUUAAUGAUGACACCGCCAAAUUGUCCAAAUUCGCCGAGGAUUUGUCGAAAUCAUGUUCCUGAAGGAACACAUUCGCAUGCUUUCAAGAAUUACGGGUCUACAGGUAUGGAAAUGGAUAAUUGUGAGUUUUCCAGAAAAAAGAGCCUAGACCACCCACACACUUUCCGGAUAAUCUUCAUACAAUUCAGGGAUUAAGAUUGUUUUUUUAAAUUAAAGCUACCCACAAAGUUUUUUUUCUGAUUUUUGAACCCCCAGAAAAUUUCUAUUUUUUCUGCACAAAAAUAUUAUUAACUACACAAAAAGUUAAUGAGUUUUUGAAAAUUUUCUGUUUUGCGGGAUAUUUUUCAACAAGACCACCCACGAUGAAAUUCGAGAUUACCCUACAAAGCAAUUUCUAGAAUCUUCAACACCCACGAAGUUUUUUUUUUUUGAAUUCCCAUAGAUCUAUAAAUAAGUCUUCUGAACUUUACAUAUUUUUUUUGAUAAACAUACAUAGACCACCCACGAAGCUAUUUAUUUUUAUCACUCAAAGACCACCCACCAUUCCAGAUUCUGAUCCGCGGAUGAGAAAACGUUUAAUAUUAACAACGAGUGGAUCCAUAUCACAUGCUCCAAAUACAAAUCGAGCAGCUGAAAAAGUGCUUCUUCUCGAUGGGUUAGAAGAAACACAAUUUUCACAUGUCGAAACCAAAUUCAGUUCUUUCAAAGCUACCAAGGUUACACCCUCUUCCAAAUACAUUAGACCACCCAUAUUGUUUUCCAGAUUCUCCCAAGUUGGACAACUGAAGAUAUCGAUCGAUUAUCAAUGAUCAUGUUUCCAGGAUUGUUCACCGUCUUCAAUGUUAUUUACUGGAGCUACUACCUCAGUAUCAAUAAAUAA